This is a messenger RNA of Cricetulus griseus (Chinese hamster), 3520 nucleotides long. The record is from RefSeq and is a predicted model, not a curated record. Lineage: Eukaryota; Metazoa; Chordata; Mammalia; Rodentia; Cricetidae.
UGUAAAUGCUUAGAGUAGCUAUGUUUACCCUGUCCAGUUGUGUGAUACCCUUCAGUAGCCCCUCCCCAGUACUAGACCUCACAGGGGUUAGGGUGUACAUGCCCAGUCCUCAACAGAUGCUUGAACAUUAGCUAAUUAUUAAUUUAUUUUCAAACUGUAACUAAAUGAGUCGAGAAGAUCGCUCUUUGAAGGGUAUAGAGUAAAGAAUGACUUAGUGAUUUAAAGUAAUGGGGAUGCUAAGUUUACUCUCCAGAAUGUGCUGGCAGUAGAAGUGGGUGGAAGAGGCUGAGAGGAAAGCUUUGGGAAGGAAUCUGCUGAAGAAUCUGGUAGAAGAGGGGCUGGUACAGACUAGAGGGACACUGAGGUACCAUGGCAGUGGAAGUAUCAUGUGUGGGGGAGUUGGGAAUUUGAGAAGGGAGCACUUGGAUUGCAAGAUGAACUGGAGUCAGGUCAGAAAGACUUGAGAUACUAUAGGGAAGGGAGGACAUGGAGAGGUCAAAGAAAAUGCAGGUAUUGAUGAGGUCAGAGGAUGGAAUUGAACUGCUAGAAUUGGACUAUUAAUGAGUAAGUGCGGUUUUGAAAAUUUGUGUUUAAUUAUUUUUCUGUGCUUAAAAAGUAACAAGGAAACAUUAAAGUCUUUUAUUUGUGUGUAUAUGUGUGCAUACUGGUCCAUGCUAUUGCCCUCUUGUGGAAGUCAUAGGACAACAUCCCUCAACUCUGCAAGUCCCCAAGAUACAGCUUGGGUUGGCAGAUUCUUGUUGAAAUCUGUUAAUUCUAUUUUUCGAACACUCAUGAAUAACCACGCAUCUUCAAAACCAUCUACCAUGAAGCUAAAACAGACCAUGAACCCCAUACUUUUAUAUUUCAUAAAUUUUAUAAUAUAUCUCUAUACUAUUUUAACAUACAUUCCAUUUUACUUUUUGUCUGAGUCACGACAAGAAAAAUCAAACCAAAUUAAAGCAAAACCUGUGAGUUCAAAACCGGAUUCUGCAUUCAGAUCUAUUCACAGCUUGGACAGUUUGGCUUCACUAUUGUAUCCUGGCUGUGAUACACUUGAUAAAGUUUUUAUGUAUGCAAAAAAUAAAUUUAAGGACAAAAGGCUAUUGGGAACACGUGAAAUUUUGAAUGAGGAAGAUGAAAUUCAACCAAAUGGAAAAAUUUUUAAAAAGGUUAUCCUGGGGCACUAUAAUUGGCUUUCCUAUGAAGAUGUCUUCAUUAGAGCCCUUGACUUUGGAAAUGGGUUGCAGAUGUUGGGUCAGAAACCGAAGACCAACAUAGCCAUCUUCUGUGAGACCCGGGCUGAGUGGAUGAUUGCUGCGCAGGCAUGCUUCAUGUAUAACUUCCAGCUCGUUACCCUGUAUGCUACCCUGGGAGGUCCAGCCAUUGUUCACGGACUAAAUGAGACAGAGGUGACCAACAUCAUUACUAGUAAAGAACUCUUGCAAACAAAGCUGAAGGAUAUAGUCUCGUUGGUCCCACGUCUGCGCCAUAUCAUUACUGUUGAUGGGAAGCCUCCAACAUGGUCUGAGUUCCCCAAGGGUGUCAUUGUACACACCAUGACUGCAGUGCAGGCUCUCGGAGUGAAGGCCAGCGUGGAAAACAAAGCUCACAGCAAACCAUUGCCUUCAGACAUUGCAGUAAUCAUGUAUACAAGUGGGUCCACAGGAAUUCCAAAAGGAGUCAUGAUCUCCCACAGCAACAUCAUUGCUGCUAUAACUGGGAUGGCGAGAAGGAUUCCAAGUCUGGGAGAGGAAGAUGUAUACAUUGGAUAUUUGCCCCUAGCCCAUGUUCUAGAAUUAAGUGCCGAGCUUGUGUGUCUUUCUCAUGGAUGCCGAAUUGGCUACUCUUCACCACAAACUUUAGCAGAUCAGUCUUCAAAAAUAAAAAAAGGAAGCAAAGGAGACACAUCUAUGUUGAAGCCAACACUGAUGGCAGCUGUUCCGGAAAUCAUGGAUCGGAUCUACAAAAAUGUCAUGACUAAAGUGAAUGAAAUGAGUAGUUUUCAACGAAACUUGUUUAUUUUGGCCUAUAAUUACAAGAUGGAACAGAUUUCAAAAGGGUGUACUACUCCCCUGUGUGACCGCUUUGUUUUCCGGAAUGUUCGAAGGCUGCUGGGUGGAAAUAUUCGCCUUUUAUUGUGUGGUGGUGCUCCACUUUCUGCAACAACACAGCGAUUCAUGAAUAUCUGUUUCUGCUGUCCCGUUGGUCAGGGGUAUGGACUCACAGAAUCUACUGGGGCUGGGACCAUUACAGAAGUGUGGGACUACAAUACCGGCAGAGUGGGAGCACCAUUAGUUUGCUGUGAAAUCAAAUUAAAGAACUGGGAGGAAGGUGGCUAUUUUAAUACUGACAAACCACAUCCCAGAGGUGAAAUUCUUAUUGGUGGCCAAAAUGUGACAAUGGGGUACUACAAAAAUGAAGCAAAAACAAAUACUGAUUUCUUUGAAGAUGAAAAUGGACAGCGGUGGCUCUGCACGGGAGAUAUUGGAGAGUUUGACCCUGAUGGUUGUCUGAAGAUUAUUGAUCGUAAAAAGGACCUUGUGAAACUGCAGGCAGGAGAGUAUGUUUCUCUUGGGAAAGUAGAGGCAGCUUUGAAGAACCUCCCACUGAUUGAUAACAUUUGUGCGUAUGCAAACAGUUACCAUUCUUACGUAAUUGGAUUUGUUGUGCCAAAUCAAAAGGAACUCACGGAGCUAGCUAGAAUGAAAGGAUUUAAGGGGACCUGGGAAGAGCUGUGUAACAGCAGUGAAAUGGAAAAUGAAGUCCUUAAAGUGCUUUCUGAAGCUGCUAUUUCAGCAUGUCUGGAAAAAUUUGAAAUUCCACUGAAAAUUCGUUUGAGCCCUGACCCAUGGACUCCUGAAACUGGUCUGGUGACGGAUGCCUUCAAGUUGAAACGCAAAGAGCUUAAAACACAUUACCAGGCAGACAUUGAACGGAUGUAUGGGAGAAAAUGAUUAGUUUGGCAUUAGUUUGCUAAAGCGAGCUCAGAUCAAAUAGGAAAAUACUUGAAAUGUGUGUCUCAGGCCGAGGCAAACUCCAUUCCUCAUAUUAAACCCCAGCUGUUACUUCUCACCACGUCACCAUUUUUAACUGACAGGAUUAGUAAAAUAUUAAGACAGCAAACUUGUGUCUGUCUGUUUCUUCCCCCCUCCUCCAGUUUGCUUUGGCAUCUAUGACUGUGUUUGUCAAUAGGAGAAUUUUUCUGAAUCAUACUGGGGAAGCAGUGAUUUUAAACCUCAAGUUUUUAAACAUGAUUUAUAUGUUCUGUACAAUUGUUCAGUUUGUAACUUUUUAAAGUUUGGAUGUAUAGAAGGAUAAAUAGGAAAUAUAAAAAUUGGUUAUUUGGGGGGCUUUUUUACUUAUUGUAUUUAAAAACAAGGGUAUCAAUGUGAAAUUAUGUAAAUUUCAAAUGCUUAUGAAUCAAGUCACUGUUGAACAAAAGAUUUGUUGCUGUGUAAUUAUUGUCUUGUAUGCAUUUGAGAGAAAUAAAUAUACCCAGACUUAUGUUUUAAGAAAUUGA